Molecule: messenger RNA, 864 nt
Organism: Sclerotinia sclerotiorum 1980 UF-70
Lineage: Eukaryota; Fungi; Ascomycota; Leotiomycetes; Helotiales; Sclerotiniaceae
Exons: 3
Coding region: 1-864 (287 amino acids)
Biological process (GO): vesicle-mediated transport
Cellular component (GO): membrane; Golgi apparatus
Molecular function (GO): small GTPase binding
Source: RefSeq, a predicted model, not a curated record
AUGUCAGGAGCUGGAUAUGAUGUUGUUGUCGAUGUGGAUGAGGAAGGCGAUCUAGGCCACACUGAUCUCCAAGAAGAUCUCUCCUUUCACAACUCCAAUUUCGAAGCUAAUCCCUCCUCGUCCCGCAAUAAGCCUACAUCCCCCGGUCUUCCCGCCCCGGCCACUUCAAGUGGUCCCAGUAACUCUAAACGUUACCUUUGGUCCCUCCAUUUCUACUCCCAGUUCUUCGAUGUGGAUACUUCUUCCGUGUUAGCACGUUGCUGGGCAGCUUUGUAUCCUCGCGCAAAUUUCUUGGAUGUGCUGGAGGGGAAUCCGGAUUUGUAUGGUCCGUUCUGGAUUGCUACGACGGUUAUUUUCAUUCUGUUUAUGGGAGGGACAGUUAGUUUGUAUUUGGCAGAGAGGGGUGAAGGGAGGUUUGCGUAUGAUUUUGGGUUGUUGAGUGGCGCCGCAGGUCUAAUCUAUGGCUAUACAUUCGUAAUUCCCAUUCUUCUCUUCCUAGCCCUCAAAUACUUCGGCAGUGAAUCUGCCAACCUCCUCGAAUGUGCCGCUCUCUACGGCUACUCCAACCUCGUAUGGAUUCCUGUCGCCUUGGUCUCCUGGUCAUCCCUCACAAUCAUGAAUUGGGUAUUUGUAGGAGUUGGGUUUGGGUUGAGCGUUGCUUUUCUCCUCAGAAACCUAUAUCCAGUUCUCAGCGCUACGGACAAAAAGACAAGUAAAAUACUGCUUAUCUUAGUUGUCGUUCUACAUGCGGGUUUGGCAAUUGCUAUCAAGGUGUUGUUCUUUGCGCAUGGAAGUCCGGUGGCUAAGAAACCUGCUACGGAAGAUCCUGCUAAGGGGGAUAAUCCAAGUAGAAUGUUAUUCUAG